Molecule: messenger RNA, 366 nt
Organism: Melampsora larici-populina 98AG31
Lineage: Eukaryota; Fungi; Basidiomycota; Pucciniomycetes; Pucciniales; Melampsoraceae
Exons: 1
Coding region: 1-366 (121 amino acids)
Source: RefSeq, a predicted model, not a curated record
AUGUUUGGACCCUCAUUUUUGGCUAAUUCAAAUUUCCUCAAUGGUACUUUGACUCAAGCUCCAGAUUCUUCACAGGGUACAUUACACCAUACACCUUACAAAAAUUUCACCACCCCUGCUUCUUAUUUAUUAGCAAAUAGGUGGCUAUUUUUACCAACUUCACCAGCUCCAUUGGAAGAUGAUUACAUUUGUCCAGAAUCUGUUAAACUCAGGCUAGAGGAAGAUGUAACUGAUAUGAAGAAGGAAAAGGAUGAAUUAUUGACAGAUGUAGAACUAUUUGAAGCUUGUGAAUUUAUCAUCAAAUGGGUAGUUCAAAAAUCUGGAUCUGAUGAAUUAGUUGAAUUUAUUAUGGAAAAAAAUGAUUGA